CCAAUGCACAAAUUAGCUUGGACGUUCUCAGUGCAGCCAGUCUGAUGUGAGCAAGCAGGGCUUUCACAAUGUCUACCUUUCUGCUGGUCGUGGGUGCUGUUGUAGGAAUCGCCUACCUUUUUCGUCAUAUUGUGGUGAAGGGAAAGCAGUGCACCAGUAAAGCAAGGCUGGUUGGGAAAACUGUGAUUGUGACCGGCAGCAACACAGGCAUUGGGAAGUCUACUGCCAUAGAUCUGGCAAAAAGAGGAGCCAGAGUGAUUCUGGCCUGUCGCAGUGUGCAGAGAGGACAGGCUGCUCUUGAGGAGGUCAAGAGGGAGAGUGGCAGUAACCAGGUGGUGUUCAUGCCGUUGGAUCUGGGGAGUCUGAAGUCUGUCCGCAGCUUUGCUGAAAACUUCCUGAAGUCUGAACCUAGACUGGACAUCCUCAUCAACAAUGCAGGUAUUUUCGUACAGGGUCGAACAGAGGACGGACUGGGGAUGAUGUUUGGCGUCAACCACAUUGGUCACUUCCUGUUAACCAACCUGUUGCUUGACCGGCUGAAGGAGUGUGGACCCAGCAGGGUGGUCAGCGUGUCGUCUAUGGGACACAACUUUGGAAAAAUUAAUUUUGAUUGCCUGAACACCCACAAAGCUCUGGGAAUUGGGACCUCAUCCAUGGAGGUUUUCCAGUUCUACUGCGACAGCAAGCUGUGCAACGUCCUCUUCACCCACGAGCUGGCCAAAAGACUUAAGGGAACCAAGGCCACCUGCUACAGCCUCCACCCAGGAGCUAUCAACUCUGAGCUGGCAAGGAACACUAGCUCAGUACUGCAAAUGCUCCUGAAGCCAAUGACUGCGUUCUUCUGGAAAAACACCGUCCAGGGAUCCCAGACCACCCUGCACUGUGCCCUCCAAGAGGGGAUUGAACCGCUCAACGGACGUUACUUCUCCAACUGCACCGUGAGAGAAUUGUACGCUAAAGCAAAGGAUGACGCUGCAGCAAAGAAGCUGUGGGAGCUCAGUGAGAGACUGUGUGGACUCGCAUAAAAAGCUUUCCAUCUAAUGCCUGAUGUUGGGUUGGCAUUGUUUCUCUUAAACAUUAAUAAUGAAAUGGUGACACAUACAGGGAAAAGGUUAGCUUGCGCCUUGCGUGUGAGAUUAGUCAAGUAAUGUAAGGUAAAGGUUGGUCAAGCCCUUCCAUGCCAUUGGCUUAAUGACAAAGAGAACCAGUCUGACUAUCUUGGAGUCACCAUGACUCAGCAGUUUUUACAGCACUGUGUUUUCAUUCUUUGGAUUUGUUCGCAUACUGUAAUCAUACGAUGUGUACUCACAGAUAAGGUUAUAAAUGCUUCUGCAACAGCUUGUUAAAAUGCAAUAAAUCCCUUUUUUUUCAUUUAAAUGUAUUAAAGUUAUUGAUGCCCAAUGUAAAUAAAAAUGGGACUGCAUGAGAUGGUUUA
Molecule: messenger RNA, 1435 nt
Organism: Trematomus bernacchii (emerald rockcod)
Lineage: Eukaryota; Metazoa; Chordata; Actinopteri; Perciformes; Nototheniidae
Product: dehydrogenase/reductase SDR family member 13-like
Exons: 5
Coding region: 69-1025 (318 amino acids)
Source: RefSeq, a predicted model, not a curated record